Molecule: messenger RNA, 912 nt
Organism: Trematosphaeria pertusa
Lineage: Eukaryota; Fungi; Ascomycota; Dothideomycetes; Pleosporales; Trematosphaeriaceae
Exons: 1
Coding region: 103-666 (187 amino acids)
Source: RefSeq, a predicted model, not a curated record
ACAUGUUGUUUCAGAUAGCAUGCAUGUCCCCGCUCAUAUCAGAUGUCUCGACUAGGCCAUGUAGGAGAUAUGUAAAGGUUUUGUGGCAGCUUGCGACGCCGCAUGUGGUCUACUCUUGCCGUAUUCUACAUUUCAGUUGGGCAUGGCUUGCUUUGGGCGUCUUUGCUCUUCUACAUAUGCUAUGCUAGUAGAAUUUCUGGCACCGGGACGGCACUGCGGACAGAAGUCACCGUCGUGCGUUUCCAACUACAUCAAUUCAAGGGUACAUUCUCAGGCAUCUCGGAAGUGUCUCGGUUGAUAAGUCAUCCCACAAUUCUGGAACCCCAAAGGCCCUGUCCUUCCCCGCAUCGCCACGCGCGCCACCAAGUAUUGGCGCAACGUCACUGGUACUGCGCCAGCCACAACUUCGACUAUCCGCCAGCCAUCUUCACCAAUCUGGCGCCUCGUCCCAUUCUGUGUCGGCAUAUAGCACUUCUCAGCAGGGACCGAAGGAUCGCACAUGCCGCUUUUCAGAGCCGUUUGAGCUCAGAGCCGGUCGAGCCGGGUGGCUGUCUUGCUUUGGGCCUAGCCGAGUGUGGGGUACGACCUCCAAUCCGCCAAUAUCUGGGGUCGGAAGAGAUGCCACGCCGAAGUCCUGCCGUUAUCUUGCAAGGAACCGCAUCCUGAUGCUUCUGGGACUGGGUUUUCGAGCAGCUGUGGUUGGCGGGUUUUCGAUAGGGGACGUGCUGUUUGACCAUUCUGUCUGAGGCGUGCUUGGGGCCUGGUCGGGAUGCUAACUUGGUUUUGGGCUGGUUACCGGUGCAUAAGACUCGUUGACGUCCCGGCGCAAUCUUGUGGUUGAUCGUGGAACUGCCGGCCGCGUCGUCCGGAUUGUCGCGUCCUAGUGGCUUUCAAGUUGAAAUCCCCCCAUGC